Messenger RNA from Gracilinanus agilis (Agile Gracile Mouse Opossum), 973 nucleotides. Its product is annotated as nectin-2-like. The annotation marks the transcript as partial. The transcript has 4 exons. Lineage: Eukaryota; Metazoa; Chordata; Mammalia; Didelphimorphia; Didelphidae. The record is from RefSeq and is a predicted model, not a curated record.
ACCGUUGGGCCAUAUUACUUCGCUGGUUCCCCCCAUGCCACCGCGGGCAACCCAGCAGAGAUGGAGGCGGAGGGGGAGAAGAGGGACACGAGCUUCCCUCGCCUGGAGGCCCCGGCCCAAACGGUGACAGGUUUAUGGGUGUCCGCUGGGUCCCCCACGCCCUUCCUGGCCCUCUGGAGCCCUCGGGCUUCGGGCCAAGCGGGCAGGGCCGGGGAUCAGGACGCCUGGGUCCUGCAGACCUCAGUUUGCUCCCCCGCGUGCACCAGCGGCGGCCUCUGCUUCCUCCCAGAGCCAGGAGCCCAGAACGUGCAGGUUCAGGUGCCGGCCGAGGUGCGGGGCCUCCUGGGGAACGACGUGCAGCUGCCCUGCCGCCUCGUGUCUGGGGAGGCGAAGAUCCAGGUGUCGCAGGUCAUGUGGCUCCGCUGGGACAGGUACGGCGGCAGCCAGAGCGUGGCCGUCUUCCACCCCCAGCACGGCGCCAGCUUCCCGAACUCGGGACCCCACGGCCAGCGCAUGGCCUUCGUCAGCGGGAACUCCAGGAAGACGGAGGCGGAGCUGGAGGACGCCACCCUGCUGCUGCGGGGGCUCCGGGCCGACGACGAGGCCAACUACACCUGCGAGUUCGCCACCUUCCCCUGGGGGAGCAGCAAAGGGGCCACGUGGCUGCGCGUGCUGGCGGAGCCCCAGAACCACGCGGAGCCCCAAGAGGUGACCUUGGGCCCGGGCCCCAUGCCCAUGGCCCGCUGCGUCUCUUCGGGGGGCCGCCCGGCCGCCCGCAUCUCCUGGUUUUCUCCCCUGGCUGGCAAAGGCACCGAGACCAGAACGGCAGGGCCCGAGCCCGGCACCUUCACCGUGACGAGCCGCUUCAUCUCGGUGCCCACCCCGCAGGCGGACGGGGCGAAGGUCACCUGUAAGGUGGAGCACGAGGCCUUGUCCGAGCCCGUCCUGCUGCCCCUCACCCUGUCUGUGCGAU